GCCAGUGGGAGUGGCGGGAGGGUUGGCGGCCGUGAGAGACGACGCAGACCAACACGAUACGCGUAUUGUACCGAGGACAGGCGGGGUUAUGAUACAGGCCCGUCGGGCCGCUGUAGUGUCAGAACUCCUACGUUACACCACGGUCAACACAGGCACUGCACCACUGUAGCAUCAGCUGACACAGGCGUGCCUCCCGUCAACUGGAGUGUGAUAAGUUGCAGAGUAAGCAGAAAUGGGAGACCGGGGGGGUGGCAUGAAAAGGGGCCGGGGAAGGGGUCGAGGAGGCCGGGGAGGCCAGGCUCAAGCCAUCAAGAACCUGGAACGGGCUGCCGCUGACAUCCAGAACAUGCUGCAGAAUAUCUCAGUGGCAGGGGAUCAAGACCAUGGCAGCAAAUCGGCAACAAAGAGGAGACCAGAUAGCAGAGGAAGUAGGUCUUUGAUGGACCUAAAUGUAGGGGAUGGUGCCCACCGGAGUGGACCACCCAUCCAGGACCCUUACUACAGAGGUCCACCUCAUCAGGACCCGUACUACACAGGUCCGCCCGAUCCAGGUCCUUAUUUCCAAGGCUCACCCCUUCAGGGCCAUUAUAAUCAAGGCUCACCCCAUCAUAGCCAUUACGAUCAAGGCCCACCCCAUCAUGGCCAUUACAAUCAAGGCCCACCCCUUAGAGGCCAUUACAAUCAAGGCCCACCCCAUAGAGGCCAUUACAAUCAAGGCUCCCCUGGCCCUGGACCAUACCCCAGAGAACAGUUUCAUGGGAGCACUAAGCAGUACCCACCUCCACCUCCGUCAUAUGAGGAAUCAAUGCAACAGUCUGGUGAUGUUCGUUCACAAUCUCCAAUGCGGAAAGACCCUAAGAAAGCCAGACAGUGGUCAGGAAAAGGAGCAGCCAGUGCUGCAAAUGUUAUGCAGCUGGUGAAAGCCUUGUCCAUGUUUAACGGACAAAUGGCAGAUUCAGAAACACUCGGAAAGCAGAUAGAGAGCACUGUUGAAGAGGUUGAGAAAAUUGUAAAGCAGCGGAAGGAUUUAUUUUCACAUAUGAAAGAUGGCACAAAAAUUAUGGUAGAGCUGGUUCCAAAUGUGAAACUGUGUUCUCAUUACCAUUCAGAGAAGGGCUGUGCUGCACGGGACACUUGUCAAAGCCUCCACCUGUGCAAAGACUACAUCUUGACACGCUGUGAAGAGGGACCAACAUGUGCUUUUGGACACAAGUUUGAUACUAACCAUAAUUCAGCAAUUCUCUCUAAAUUUUAUUUGGACUUGAUCAGAACACAAUAUCUUGUCAAUAUCAUUAGAAAGGUUUGUAGAGGAAAUGCUCCACCAAGGAUCUGCAGCUAUCAUAGUACAAAGGAUGGCUGCAGAAAGGGGGAUGGCUGUCGCUUCUUGCACAUAUGUAAAGAUUACGUAAUGAAUGAUGGAAACUGUCCCACCAAAGGCUGCCCCUUCAAUCAUCAGCUAAACACAAAGCAGUGCAAAAAUGUACUCACCCAGCACGGCAUGUCUACCAAUGAGAGUGUUCGUGAUAUUUUGCUAAGCUUGAAAUCAUCUAUGGAGAAGACUUCAGGGGCAGAAACCAAAAAACAAAGAAAAAAUAAUAAAGAUGAUAAUGAAUCCUCAGACUCAGACUCUUCCAUGGAUUUUACUUUCGUGGAUCAAUCUGACUUGUCAGUUAAGAAGAAAAGCAACAAACCUCAGGGAAAGAAAAAAGAAAAGAGUUCAAGACCAGAUGAAAAAGCAAAAGGAAAGAGGUAUACAAUUAAGUCAACUGAUUUCAAUGGGGAUGUUGAAAUUCCAGAAAUUUGCAUCUAUGGAGUUAAUGAUAAAUGUACAAAUGAGAUGAAAGGCUGCAAGUAUUUGCAUGCAAAAAGCCUAUUUCAUUGGCAAGUGGAAAAAGAAAAUAAAUGGUAUAAUUUUCGCAUAUUUCAGUCGAAAACCUUGGAAAGUGCGUACCGAGAUGUUACAAAGGGUGGUGUGAAACUUCCUUCAAUUGAUGCUGAAAAACUUAACCCUCAAGACAAACAAAUAUUGCAGCUUUUUGGAACACAUAAUUGGAGAGCUGACUUUAAGGAAAUGUGCAUCACAGAUGCUGCAAAGAACAAAUUGAAUAUAAGGAGGGUGUCAACUGCAUCAUCUGUUGUAUCAAGUGUUCCUCAGGCUACAGUGUACGAGUGGUACUUUGAAGAUGAACAAGGGAAGUGGAUUCCUUACGGCAAUGUUGAUAGUCUGGGCAAACAGAAUUAUGUGUGCAACAUAACAUCUGAAGAUAUUGAAAAACAGUAUUUGAGUGACCCCACCUCCACAAUGAUGAUAACAAAUACUCACUUUAAAUAUAAAAUUGACUUCAAAAACAUGACUCAGACUAACUUAACCAGCAUGAAAGUGAGAGAAAUCCGUCGCCGCCCCGCUCACCUCUCCUACCAGAGGAGUAGCAAAACUAGCACCAGUGAUGCUUCCCUGCCCAAACAUUGGAAGGCUAUGUCAUCCCAACAGACCCACAGCCUUGUGACUGUGGACCCAAAUCAGGAGGAGUUCCAGGAUGUUUCUAAGAGCAUCAAGCUCAUGAUUCCAACUGCCAGAAUUCAUGAGAUCAGGAGGCUGCAGAAUGAGUACUUGUGGCGCAUUCUUCAGUCCAAGAAGACUGAUCUCUCAAGCAGAUAUGAUGAUCUCACCAUGAAUGUGCAGAAAUUGUUUCAUGGAACUGGCUCUUCCUUCAUUGAUGCAAUCUGCAAAGAAAAUAUUGAUGGUCGACGCUAUGCCAAUGCCAAGGAAAAGUAUGGGAAAGGCACAUAUUUCUCUAAUAGCUGUGCCAUUGCUCGUACAUACUGCACCCCUGAUGCCCAAGGCCACCUCUUUCUCGUCCUGGCUGAAGUGAUCAUUGGAUAUGUGACCCCAGGAAGCAAGGGCCUCAACCGACCUCCUCCAAACCCCUCCACAGGCUUCCCCUAUGACACAACAGUUGACAGCAUGACUGCCCCAACUAUCUUUGUUAAGUAUGAGAAGGAAGAAUACUACCCUGAGUACAUCAUAGAAAUCUCUGUGUAAGUGUGAUGCAUGGAGUCAGUCAUCAUUGUUGGUACUUCAGGAUAGUGUUAUUGCAAACAGCUGUACCAAGAAGGACAGCUUUUAAGCAGGGUCAACAUGGCCCAAGUACAUAUUAAAAAUGAGAAUACUUCAAAAAACAUGUUCAUACAUAACUGGUUAUGUUAUUCAGAUAAAUAACAUGUUCUCAUUAUUUUUCAUUGAAAUCAGAUAACAGUUUUAUCUGCUGUUAAAGAGGAUUGACUGGUUCAUACUUUUCCCUCAUUUAUUUUUUCAUGAAAAGGAAAGAAUUGCUGGAUCCAUAAAAAAAUACCUCAGGCAGCUAAACCUGUUGAAAGUUUCUAUAGUAAUGCUCACCGGAGAUCAUCAAAAGCACCAACUCUAGUGAAUGGGCUGACACUGAAAGCAGAUGAAUAUCCUUUGUUUGUAAAUUUCAGGUCAUGUUUAAUUUGCUUUAAGUAUUUCUGCCAUGCUGACUCUUCCUCCUUCUAGUGGGUGUCAAGGGGCAGCAGUGCAUUCUAUGUACUACGGAGUGGUUACUUCUUUUCUACGGAGUGCAGGAAUGCAAUUGUGGCAGUUUUAUGUUGCCCAUGUUCCCCUGAAAAUGACAGCAGUGUAUAGUGGUUGGAGAGGUGGGCUAAUUUCCAUAUAUGAUAAAGGUCAUUAUAUAGGGUGUUGAUUGCUACCAGAAAAAAAUGUUCUUCAAAUGGUUCCAGUUUUCCCACUUAGAGCUGACCACAUAUACUCCAAACUAUCACCAUUAAAUAAUUUUUUUAUAUAAUCUGUAUGGUGAUAGAGACCCUGAUGAAAAGCCAGUCUCUGGGUGGAAUGUGGGAUGGCUGCUAUCAAAUGCUGCUGCCUCUGCUGCAUAUGAUGUUUAAGCCAAAGUAGUGGAGAAACUGAUUCUAAGAGCAGUAGGGUCUCAAAUCUUGAAAAUUUAGGUAAGGCAAUUUAUGAGUAGCAUGAACUGCAAUAUAUUCAACCAAAAAGCAUCUAGUUGGGUAAGCUUGCCUCAAAUAGAGCAAACCUUGGACCUAAAUUAACAGUUGUGUGAGAGAAUCAAAUUGCACAACCCUUAGUUUCCAUGUACACUUAGAUUUGCAUUGAUUCAAACACCCCGAGUUCAUGUAUCUUCCAAAGUGUCACUGUUUAGGAUCCUACUGUGCAUCCUGUAGUCACUCACCUUACUAAAUUUUUGUAGAUUUUGCAUAUUCAGUGAUUAAUAUUUUGGGUAUAUUGUAGAAUUCAAGAUCAUUGUUAUAUGCAAAUGUUAAAGAUAUAUGUUGAUGGAUAGGUAUACAGAUUAUUGCCUGCCUAAGUUAUAUAUAUUGCUGCUUUAUUCUUUUAAUCUCUAAUUUCCAGUAUUGUCAGUUUUUAGCACAGCUAUAACAUGCUCAUCAAGGAGUCUUGUUACAUUUAUUAUAACCUUAUUACCAUAAUCAGUAUGAUUUAAGUAGGUAAAUCCACAACUAUUUGCUGAGUAUCUUCUAUUUUGAAUAAACUUAGUGAAAACAAGGAGAGGACCACCCAAUAUUGGCCUCUGAAUGUUAAUUUGUAAUGACAUAUUGUCAGUCAUAGUUCUCUAAAAUUCAGUAGAGAAUUUUAAGAAUGAAAACUGAUGUGCCUACUGUAUUUGUACUUAUAUAGCAUUUGCAUUUGAGCACUUGGGCUAGACUGAAACCUUGCUCACAUUUGCUUAUGGUUCCAGUAUACAUUUGGGAAUUCUGCUCUCCUAGGUUGCAGCUCAGUAGAGCAGAACUAACAAACUUAGCCAAGUUUUGUAAGACAUGGAUGUCUUAGGAAACACAGAUUGAUAUGACUUUUGACUGGAGGCCUUAUGGAUAAGUGUUAUAGGGAGUAAAUCCUACCAUCCCUGCCCUGAAUAUGGGUUUUUGGUAGAAAUUACCUUUGAAUAUUAUAGCAUCUUUGUAUUUCAUAUAUAUAUAUAUAUAUAUAUAUAUAUAUAUAUAUAUAUAUAUAUAUAUAUAUAUAUAUAUAUAUAUAUAUAUAUAUAUAUAUAUAUAUAUAUAUAUAUACUUCUCCCAAGCAACCAGUAUCUUGUGAAUUUUAUGGCUUAAUGGUGAUAUUUUCUAAAAAUACUAAUUACAGCAUUGCCAGGGAAUGGAAUUAUUUGUCAGCUUUAGAAGGAAACUCAAGAAGGAAAAGCUUGAUGAUUGUUUUAUAUAACUUGAUACGAUAGUGAUGAUGGUGGGUCAGCUGAGCACUUCUCAUACAGAUUACAUUGGGUUGUGUAUUGUACAGGAUAAUCAAUAUUAUUAUCAUUUUUUAAUUUUUUAUUAUUAUUAUUAUUAUUAUUAUUAUUAUUAUUUUUUUUUUUUUUUUUUUUUUUUUUUUUCAGAAAA
This is a messenger RNA of Eriocheir sinensis (Chinese mitten crab), 5403 nucleotides long. RefSeq names its product protein mono-ADP-ribosyltransferase PARP12-like. Lineage: Eukaryota; Metazoa; Arthropoda; Malacostraca; Decapoda; Varunidae. Gene Ontology annotation, molecular function: zinc ion binding; NAD+ poly-ADP-ribosyltransferase activity. The coding region runs from base 233 to 3043 and encodes 936 amino acids. The transcript is spliced from 6 exons. The record is from RefSeq and is a predicted model, not a curated record.